Messenger RNA from Puccinia graminis f. sp. tritici CRL 75-36-700-3, 1294 nucleotides. RefSeq lists its product as uncharacterized. Lineage: Eukaryota; Fungi; Basidiomycota; Pucciniomycetes; Pucciniales; Pucciniaceae. The record is from RefSeq and is a predicted model, not a curated record. The coding region runs from base 131 to 973 and encodes 280 amino acids. The transcript has 3 exons.
GUCACAUGGAGCCUGGACUCUGGACGGGGAUCCCCCGACGCCCUCCCCUACCCCGAGCUAAACUGGAUCGCUGGUUUCUUCGGGGCCUCGCCAAGACCCAACGCUCGACCAACCAUCACUCGACCAAAAAAUGUUCAGACACCUCCAAAAGCGACAAAAGUUCUCGAAAACCCAUCCUGGGAGCUUACCGACAGCUGGAUCCGACUCAGAUUCCUCAUCGGAUUCGGAUUCAGAUUCAGACUCGUCGACAGCCAGUCAAGAGCAAUCUUCUGAAGGCAGCGGAGAAGAAGAUCAACCAAGCUCAGAUUCCGAUGAAGCGGAGACGGAUGACGGAAAAAGAAAAAAGCGAGGUGCGAGGAUUCCAGAAAGCCUACUAGAAGUUUUGGACAACCCGAUUAUCUAUCCCGGCGACGAUGAUGGCACAGAUCACGAGGAUUCGGAAUCUGCUGAUGCCAGUGAUAGCGAAGGAUCUACAUCAAACAAGCAAUCCACUCAUCACUCCCAAGCUCAAACAAAGGCAUUUCCCAUUUGCCUGGUUUGCCCCGGAAAAAUUCUCAAGACAGACAAGUUGCUUGAGGAGCACGUGAAGGGUCAGGCUCAUACGCGCAGGCUAGCUCGUUACAAAGACUUUAUCCAUAAUCCGCCCCCUCAUACUUCACUGUCGCCUGAUGCAUCAGAAGUGAUCGAACUGAUUGACGCCCUCAUCGGCCCACCUCCGGUCGUCCCAGCAGGCUACGUUCAACCCAAUAAAAAACAGAAACGAAAGAAACGAAAGUUGGUGAAACGUACUCAAUCUGAGGAGGAAAAAUCAAGCUCUCACAGUCUCAAAUCUGCUAGCCAAGAAGAUCCUAACUCCGAAUCCAAAAAAACUACCCGGCAAAAAAACAAAUCUAAAAAACGCCAGAGGGUCAGGAAAGGAAAGCGGGAGCGACAAGAAGGGCUUGCCAGGAGCGGGAAGGCCGAUAUCCCAUGAUCUGAUCCAGGCAAUGGUAACAAUGCCCAUGACCGACGCCGCUAAGGCAAUGAUCCAAUCAGACAUAUCUCUUGAUAUUUCUGAAUCGCAUCACAAGAUCAAACAUGCAGCAAUCGAUUACCAGGCGCAUUUUCUUUUCAAACGAUUGAUUUUGUUACAGCGCUACUAGCAUAACUUUGCUAGAGGCGGCUUAGAGCCGUUUAUGAUAAAAAAUGCCCAGAAUUAUGAUCCAGCCCCUGUACAGACAUGCCUGUAGCCUGGAUGUAAAAAUCGGAAUCAAAAUUGAUUUCAGUGCGUGCAUAAAUUAACACUGUGAGAAUG